Molecule: messenger RNA, 2782 nt
Organism: Cyprinus carpio (common carp)
Lineage: Eukaryota; Metazoa; Chordata; Actinopteri; Cypriniformes; Cyprinidae
Product: solute carrier organic anion transporter family member 2B1-like
Exons: 16
Coding region: 138-2114 (658 amino acids)
Biological process (GO): sodium-independent organic anion transport; transmembrane transport; bile acid and bile salt transport
Cellular component (GO): membrane
Molecular function (GO): bile acid transmembrane transporter activity; protein binding
Source: RefSeq, a predicted model, not a curated record
CAUGAAAUGACCUCAAAAUACUACCUGAGAUUGCACAAUCCUGAAAGCCCGCCCAGCUCAACCAACUUCUUAAAUUGUACCUAACUUCCUAAAAGUGAAAGUAGACUUUCUCCAACUCAUCAGUCUCAGCAAGCUUAAUGUGUUGCAUCUUGUGGUAUCACAAACUGACAGCUAUUGAAGUCCAGGGAAACCCACAGAUACCAAGACCUCACAGAUCAAUGGGUCUCUUAAACAAUAUCAAGUUUUUUGUACUGUGUCAUGGGAUGUUACAGCUUGCUCAGCUCCUGGUGUCUGGCUAUCUGAAAGGCUCCAUAACCACCAUUGAGAAAAGAUAUGGAUUUUCAAGUCAGAAAUCAGGACUGCUAGCAGCCUUUAAUGAGGUGGGGAACAUAAUUCUUAUUGUGUUUGUGAGUUUCUUUGGGAGCCGAGUGCAUCGACCGAGAUGUAUCGGAAUCGGAGCGAUGAUUGCAAGUGUGGGGGUGUUCCUUAUAGCCCUACCUCACUUCAUUAGUGAGAAGUACAUGUAUACAGACUUCAAUAGCAACACCAAAGACAAUAGCUCAGGUCUUUGCCAAUCACUGAACCCUGAGGAAGAAUUUAAUCAGACGUGUGAUCAAGAAAAAAAUGAUUCUCACCUCGGAGUAUAUCCAGUACUUCUACUGGGCCAGUUACUGCUGGGCAUUGGCGGUGUCCCCAUACAACCUUUUGGGAUUUCCUACAUAGAUGAUUAUGCAGAAAAAAGGAAUUCUCCCUUCUACCUAGGCAUACUUUUCGCAAUUACAGUAAUUGGGCCUGCAUUUGGCUUCAUGAUGUCAUCUGCCCUGCUUCGUUUCUAUGUUGACAUUGACAAGGUGUCUUCAGAAUAUAAAGAUUUGAACAAUGAGGACCCCAGAUGGGUUGGAGCUUGGUGGUUGGGAUUCCUUAUGGCUGCCACCCUCCUUCUCCUGACUUCUUUGCCAUACCUGUUUUUUCCUAGGAAGAUGUCUAGAGAGGAAAUCAUAGAGGCCCUUGCGGAACCAUCUAUAGAAAAAAUCAUAGAGGACAAGGAGCCCAAAACUGACAUGAUGGAAGAGGUGUCUCUCACGGAGUUCCUAAAAAGUUUCCCCAAAAUUGUAAUGAGGACUCUGAGGAACCCAACUUAUUUGUUGGUAGUGUUGGCUCAGGUGAAUCUUGCUGCCAUGGUUGCGGGACUGGCCACUUUUAUGGGCAAAUUCAUUGAGAAGCAGUUUGCACAGACUGCCUCCUUUUCUAAUUUGAUGAUGGGUGGCCUAAAUGUUCCUUCAGCCAUGUUAGGUAUAAUGGCUGGAGGGGUUAUACUACGCAAGUUGGGACUCACUGUCAGGUCCUCAGCAGCGAUGUGUACGGUGGCGGUUUUCAUUAGUAUUAUGUUUGCAAUUCCACUUCUCUUCAUUGGCUGCCCUACUCAAAGUGUUUCUGGCAUCAACUAUAAUAUAUCCUCUCACCAGUGUAGCAAUGCAUGUUCUUGUUCUGAUGAAGCAUUCAACCCUGUGUGUGGCUCUGAUGGAGUGGAGUUCCGUUCUCCCUGUCAUGCAGGAUGUAAGACAAAAAUACCCAAUAAAGAGAAAGUUUUGAACUACAAAGAUUGUGAAUGUGUGGCAUCAACUGGUUCCCCAGGCUUUGCGUUACCAGGACCAUGUGGAAAUGGCUGUAAUAAUCGGCUCAUUCCCUUUAUGAUCCUGUCCUCCAUUACAUGCUUUGUGGCUUCACUUUCCCACACUACAUCUUUUAUGAUGAUCCUCAGGACUGUGACUCCAGAAGACAAAUCUUUUGCCUUGGGAAUUCAGUUCAUGCUGUUUCGAGUGCUCGCUUUCCUUCCAGCUCCAGUGCUCUAUGGCCGUGCCAUUGAUACAGCAUGCGUUCUGUGGGGAAAGAAAUGCAAUAAGAUAACUUCAUGUCGCUACUACGAUUUAGACCUUUUCAGACACAGAUUCCUGGGACUCCAGAUAUUCUUUAUAUUUGGUGGUUUCGUCUGUUUUUUCCUGUCUUUUAUGGUGCUUAGAAGAACAAAUUCAACCCAGGAACAGAAUGAGAAGAUGAACAAUCAAGAAAUGAAAGAGGCCAAACAGAUGAUAAGCAGUUCAAAUGGACACUGAAAUACACAAAUGAUCCUUAGAGAGUAACUACUCAAAUAGGCCAAGUUUGACACAGGAUGAAACUAGGCUGUGAACACACUUAUUGCAACAAACAGUUUCCAUCAGUCAGACAAAAUAAAUAAUUCCACUUUAAAAUACAUGUUAUUGUUUAUGUAUUAUCUCUGCCAGUAAGCCUGAAAUAUUUUAUUUUCUUCUCAUUGGAGUUAAUAUAUUUUUGUCUGUGAGCACUCAGUUAUACUUUACACAUGUCUAUAUGCUACAAAUGUGAAAAUGUGAGUAGUGUUAUUUGAACUCACUAUUUAGUGUAGACAAGGAGCAAAGUAUGUUGAUAUAAACUGACCCUCUGUUUUGGUGUGACUUCUGUGGUGUCUUUUUUAACUGUGAUGUGUUUAUGACUAGUCUGUUGGUAAUUUUGGAAUGCACACUAACAUAUUUUGCUUUUGUUGCAGUUUAUGUAACAUGUUAGAUAUAUUAAUAUUUUAUAGUGUAUGAAAGAUCUAUUCAUAUUGGUGCAUCUGAAGCUUUUUUAUAUGAUUUGUAUUGCACUGGUGUAUUGUACAUUUAUGGAUAAUCAAUCACAUGAAUAUAUGUGGCAUUUACCUUCACAUAAGUAUCUACAUUUAUCUAUGUUUUGUUGAAACAAAAUAAAAAAUGUCAUAUUUCAUAAA